CGCUUAGCUGUUUAUGUCAACUGACUAAGCGAUAUAUCUGCGUACAUUGAAACACGUAUUUAUCUUUAAAAAGCCGCGUUAUAUAAACGACUUGAAUGUUUCGUAAUUGUGAGUUCAUUUAAGGACACGACAUCGGUACAUAUAUCAAUAACAAAAAUGGCAAUUUCAACUCUACAGAAAUUCUUAGUUUUGGCUGUCGGAAUACACGAGGUUACAGCUGGUCAGUGGUGUUUCGUACAGAAAUCAUUCGGCUCUGCGAUUGAGUAUAAGUACUGCAGUUGGGGAUGCUGCACCGACAACUAUGGGACACUGCUGUGAACAAACUAAUAUUGGAGUUCCGGUCGGCAGCAUAGUAGGAGGCGUGAUCGGUCUGAUAGUGCUGGUGUCGAUACUGGUUGCCUGCUGUUGUAUCAUGAAACGGCAGCGAGCCCGCCAGGGGCAGGUUUUUUCCCCAGCAAAUGUCCAACCCGUUUACGGUGCCCCCGGUUCACAGAUGGCAUACGUACAGCAACCGUACCAGCCUCACCCUAUUCAAACAACCAACAUGCUGCCAGGUUACGGUUCAGCAUCCACUCAACCGAUGCAGUCAUGGCAACCGCCACCAUAUGAGGAGGUGAACAAGGGUUUGAAGCCUUGAUAAGACUUAUUCAUUACGAAUAGUGAUGUUUCAAGUCUUAACAUACUGUACGUGUGCGUUUGUAUAUACGUACGAACAUAUCGUAUACUGUAUUUAUUCGUGUUUGAUUAUAUCGCCCUUGCUUAACAAUGUUUGUAAAACAUGCCACUAUCAGAUAAUAAUAAAAGAUGAAAUUAAA
Molecule: messenger RNA, 815 nt
Organism: Dreissena polymorpha
Lineage: Eukaryota; Metazoa; Mollusca; Bivalvia; Myida; Dreissenidae
Exons: 4
Coding region: 302-637 (111 amino acids)
Source: RefSeq, a predicted model, not a curated record